Molecule: messenger RNA, 3170 nt
Organism: Oncorhynchus gorbuscha (pink salmon)
Lineage: Eukaryota; Metazoa; Chordata; Actinopteri; Salmoniformes; Salmonidae
Product: SPRY domain-containing SOCS box protein 3-like
Exons: 7
Coding region: 612-1727 (371 amino acids)
Biological process (GO): proteasome-mediated ubiquitin-dependent protein catabolic process
Cellular component (GO): SCF ubiquitin ligase complex
Molecular function (GO): protein binding
Source: RefSeq, a predicted model, not a curated record
AAAAAUCUUUGGAUUGAAGUUGGGCAGAAACUGCUUCUCCGAUAGAAAUCCCGCUUCAGGCGAUGUCGGUGGCGACGCUGGCGAGCUAAAGAAACGCGUAGAAACACCGCAUCGGGUUAACGGACGUCUCGCGCCAAACUGCGCACGGGCAAGCCUUCAAAUCAAAGGCACCUUAUUAACUAUAAAGUCAUUUGUGACGAAAAUGAACACGUGUCAGUUUCGCACUUAAACGAUGUUGGAAUAAUAACGUGUUGAACUACUUAAAACAUUGUUAGAAUCCAGGUUGUGCCUUUAGAUUUUGAGAAAAGUAAAAACUAAGGAAUACUUUUUGACGUAUGUCAUUGAAGUCUCAAAUCCGGCCUGGUCUGUUUGGCAAGCGUUUCCGGAAGUCUCGCGAUGUUGCGCCUCGGUUUAGAAAUUCUGUCAUAGAGAGUGAUUUAAGCUAGUUGGCCGACUAGCAUGUUAGUAAAGAAAGUACUUCGCUGCAAAUGUUUCAAAAAUAUAUUGGCCUAUAUAGUCCUGUGGCAUUUAACGAAGACUAAGGGUUUAUUUUUAAGUGUCGGACAGGAAACGGACGGCUGGUAACGUUACAAUACAGGUGUCCUGCUGCAAUGUCAAGACGGAGCAGAAACAGCCGGGCAUGGCGUUACGUGUGGAGUGGACUACGGCGAGAUGCUGAUUCCCGGGCGCUGGUACUGUCCUCAGAAAGUGAAGAGUGGGGCUACGAACGCUUACAGUACAGUGACUCAGACUCUGAGCCAGACUACCGUCCCGUGGUGCCACCGGUCCCCAGUGCCGUGCCCGUUACCGGAGAGUCGUACUGCACCUGCGACUCCCAGGCCGAGCCCAGCUACAACCCACAUCUCCGGGGCUUCCACCGCAUCAAAGACUGCCACUGUGGAGAGGAAGACCAGGACUUUGACUGGGUGUGGGACGAUAGUAACCGCUCCACGGCCACGUUGAUGACCUGCGACAACCGCAAAGUAAACUUCCACACAGAGUACAGCUGCGGCACAGCAGCCAUAAGAGGCUCCAAGGAGCUGGCAGAUGGACAGCACUUCUGGGAGAUCAAGAUGACAUCACCAGUGUACGGGACAGAUAUGAUGGUAGGCAUCGGAACCUGUGACGUGAACCUGGAUAAGUACAGACAUACCUUCUGCAGCCUGUUGGGGAAAGAUGACGACAGCUGGGGUCUCUCCUACACUGGUCUGUUACAUCAUAAAGGAGACAAGGUGAACUUCUCCUCACGUUUCGGCCAGGGCUCAAUCAUCGGAGUGCACCUGGACACAUGGCAUGGAACACUCACCUUCUUUAAGAACCGCAAGUGCAUAGGGGUGGCGGCUACGGAGCUACAGAACAAGCAUUUCUACCCCAUGGCGUGUUCCACAGCAGCCAAGAGCAGCAUGAAGGUGAUCCGCUCCUGCUUCACGCCCACUUCCCUGCAGUACCUGUGCUGUGCUCGCCUACGCAAGCUCCUCCCUGAGUGCCCAGACACCCUGAGCGUACUGCCGCUGCCCCCUGGCCUGCGCCAUCUGCUGCACAAUAAGCUGGGCUGGGUCCUCCGCCUCAACAACGGCCUCCUGGGGGCUCCAGGGAGGGGGGGCUUGGGGUCUCACUUGCCCCCUACGGCCCCCUUGGCUGGGGCCUUGUCCUCUGAAAGCGAUGACUCUGAGGGGUGUUCGUCGGACCCUGAGGCAUGUCAGAGGAAGAGAUGUCGUUGGACGUGACGGGAAUCCGAUGUGACCCCCAAUGUAAACACAUGGGGUGUUUCCUAAAUUACACCCUAUUCCCUAAAAAUAGUGCACCACUGGUCAAAGACCCACAGGUCAAUAGGGUGCCUUUUGAAUGCAGCCAUGAACUGGACUGAAUCCCUGCCCCCUCCCUGAGACACACUCACGUUAUAACCCCUUACACACACACACACAUAUGUUACCGUUAAUGGUGAUCCCAGGACCUAGGGACAGUGUUGUGGGAACAUUUUAAUCAAGAUCAAACGAAUGUGGCACUAAGACCUAUGGCCAAACUUCAGUGUACAUUAGCAGUAUAUGCAACAACAAUGAUGACAUGACAUCAAUGAAAAGAGACCAAGCGCAGCAUUAUGUGGAUUGUCACCAUGCUUUCUCCUUGUACAUAAAAUGCUGGUUGGAUUGCUAUAAGAGUGGCCCGUAGUAUAAGGCCCUAUUUUAAGUUUCUGUUUUAGCUGACCGAAGAACGAAGUUGAGUCCAGAGAGUAGUCGCAAUUUGUUGCGCUUUCACAUCUCCAUGACCACAUUUAUUUGUUAUUUUUUUCCUCCCUCUUUGUUGUGCCUUUGUCUGGUCCUGGCACGAAAAUCCAAACAAUCCAUGUUACAUUAUUAAUGCAAGGUGUAAUAAGACAAGACUCGCACUCACAAUUUGACAUUUUCUAAAUAGGAGAAAAGGACUGCUUUGAAGGUAGUCCUGGUCAGAUUUAUUACAUGUAAAACAUGACCUUCAACAACUAUCCUAUCUAGAAGACCGUCCCUAGAUCAAUGUUGAUGGAGUCUGUCUGACCAAUGGUUAAAAUGAUGCAAAUUGGCGAGAGCUUGCGUUUGUAUGUCAUUAGCUGUUCUCUAAUGAAAUCAUAACUUCAUUAGGCUGGCAUUAACACUGGAAUUUAAUCAAAGUUUUGGAAAAUCUAUGGGAAAAUGUCUGUUCUUGCUCUGCAAGAAUACAUAGAUCAAGUAAUCCGUUAUUUUGUUGUUAAUCAGCACAUUUGUUUUGGAGCAGGAACAAUCUUAAUUAUUUUGUUUAGAUCAGCUUGACAAUAUAUUCCCCUGAAUUAUUUUUGUCAUAUCGACACCAGACAUGGCAUCAACUUGUAUUUUUAAUUUAUUUAUAUUUAUUUUUUAACUAGAUGUUUAGGGGGGGUUCUGAUGUAUUUUUCACUCAAUACUGCCGUCGUAUUAAAUAUGUGUUGGAGCAGUGAUGACUGUUACACAUACACACGCCAUCUAUGUUGAACUGUGAGUUGUCACGCACCAUUCUUAUACUGACCUCCCUGUUAUGCUCUCCUUCUGCUUGAUGGUUGACUCGUUUUGUCUGUUAGUUAUUUGAUUUUGUUGUCACAUGCAUUUGGUUGGAACCCCUGUGCGUCCAAUGGUUGGGUUUCAGACAUUGUACUGAAUAAAGAAUGCAAGGCGGGUAGAAAA